AUGAUGCAGGCAGCAGAAACAGAAACGAAAGAAGAGACAGAUACAGCAGAGACUCGCCAGCAGCAUGGGAUAGCAGGCACCACAGAAGCAGCAGCAGCAACAGCAGCAGCAGCAGCAGCAGCAGCAGCAGCAGCAGCAGCAGCAGCAGCAGACAGUACCCCAGUCAACGCUACCGCAGCCCCUCCCCUAGAGGGGCCCGCUAUGGCCGCUUCGGGCCGCAUGCACCUCACUAUACACAGCAGCAGCAGCAGCAGCAGUUGCUGCAGCAGCAGCAGCAGCAGCGGAAGCAGCAGCAGCAGCAGCAGCAGCAGCAGCAGCCGCGGUUCUCUCCCAGCGCUCGUUCAGGGUCCCCCACAGGCAGCAGAAGCAGCAGCAGCAGCGGCAGCAGCAACAGCAGCAACCAGCUGGCAGCUGCUGCUGCCUCCGCUGCUGCAGCAGCUGCAGCAGCAGCUGCUGCUGCAGGGCUAA
Messenger RNA from Eimeria mitis, 468 nucleotides. RefSeq lists its product as uncharacterized. NCBI's taxonomy places the organism in Eukaryota, Apicomplexa, Conoidasida, Eucoccidiorida, Eimeriidae. The transcript has 2 exons. Bases 1 to 468 code for a protein of 155 amino acids. The record is from RefSeq and is a predicted model, not a curated record.